UUUGACUUUAGACGGAGCCUGUUCAUUCGUUCCGCUCGUGCCCGGGCGGCUGAAGCCCACUGAGGCCGGGACUGGUCUACGGUUGUGUGUGCUCCACCGUUUCACCCGUAUAGCGAGGCCUCCGGUCGAGUUGACUACAGCGUCUGCUGGAGGCUGCCGCGGUCCCACCUGCCGCAGUUGUGAGCCGGCAGCCGCGCGGGUCUCACCGCGUCAGCAGCGCAGCGCGUGAUCGGGAGCGGACCGAGGGACACUGUGGCCUAACUGUGGCAGAGGCUGGCAUACUGCGCACUGUGGCAGCAACAGAAACACUGUGACUGAGCUGUGACGGCAGGUGUGGGACACUGCGAUAGCCGUGGCUGCGAUCAGAAUGCUGUGACAAAGCUGUGGCAGCGACAGGAUGACUGUGACGAAACUGUGACAGCGCCAGGCAUCCUGUGAACUGUGGCUGCGACCGGGAGACUGUGAACUGUGGCUACGACAGGCGUACCGUGACUGACUUGCGGUGGUAGGAGACGGUUCUUUGUCGACAAACGUCAAACCCAUUCUGACACGAUGGAGGGAGCGUCGUCCUUCAGCGUGGUCGACUACUGCGUGUUUGGCGGCACGCUGCUGCUCUCGCUGCUCAUUGGAGUCUACUACGCCUGCCGCGGACAGCACUCCAAUGACGAGAUGCUGCUCGGAGGGCGCAACCUGCGCGUGCUGCCCGUCUCCAUAUCGGUCAUGGUCUCCUUCCUCUCCGCCAUACUUAUCCUAGGUGUUCCUGCCGAGAUGUUCAUGAACGGAGCUGAGCUUUGGCUCAUCUUUAUGACGGCUAUUGUGACCGUACCGAUAGUCGCAUUUCUGUACGUUCCCAUUUUCUAUGCCUGUAAGCUUACAUCAGUGUACGAGUACAUCAAUGAGAGGUUCGCCAGUCCGGCCCUACACGGUAUCGUGGUGGCCAGCUCGCUGAUCCAGAUCACCUUCUACAUGGCUCUGGCACUGUACGCGCCGGCACUGGCCCUCAGCUCGACCACGCCGCUCACACUUGAGAUGAGCAUCAUCGGAACGGCCGCCGUCGGCACCGCCUACACCGCAUUCGGCGGUAUGAAGGCCGUGGUGUGGGCCGACGUCCUUCAGGCAGCCAUCAUGGCCGCCGGAAUGGUCGCCAUCAUCGUCCAGGGAGCCAUCAACGUCGGAGGCUUCGGUAACAUUUUCACCAUCAGCGCAAAGCAAGACAGGCUAAAUAUUUUCAACUUCAACUUCGACUUAUGGGAAAGGCAUAAUUUCUGGAAUCUCUUCUUUGGCUCGAUAUUUGCUGGCGUGGGGAUGUCCGGAGUCUCGCAGCCCGCUGUCCAGCGGUACAACAGUCUGCCCAGCCUGACAGCAGCAAAACAAUGCUGUCUUCUAUUGGCACCCGGCUACAUGUUUUUCGGCACCCUGGCCUGCCUCUGUGGACUGGCUAUUUUCGCCAACUACGCCGACUGCAACCCACUAGAGCAGGGACUUAUUCAGAGAAAAGACCAGCUGGUGCCGUAUUUCGUGUUGGACCAGAUGUCCUACCUCACCGGCCUACCGGGACUGUUUGUGGCCUGCAUCAUGUCGGGAGCUCUCAGCACGGUGUCCUCUGGUCUGAACGCGCUGGCUGCGGUCACCUGGAAGGACUUUGUCGGAAACAUCCCGCUCUUCAUGAAAAUGUCGGCCGAAAAGCAGUCGUGGGCACUCAGAAUCAUCAGCAUGCUGUACGGGCUCGUCGCCGUGGGCCUGGCGUUCGUCGCCAGCAACCUCGGCGGUGUCCUGCAGGCCACCAUGAGCAUCACCAGUGCCUUCGGAGGACCCCUGCUCGGCGUCUUCACACUGGGCAUCUUCGUCCCCUUCGCCAACGGCAAGGGCACCCUGGCCGGCUUCGUGACGGCGCUGGCGUUCUGCAUCUGGAUGUCAUUCGGCGCCUUCAGCAGCGGCACCCAGCCGCCCCCGCUGCCCUCCUCCGUGGCCGGCUGUGGCACCAAUCUGACGUCACUGGCCGCCGCGGUGACGUCAUCCACACCGGCGCCGACCGCGGCCACGUCCAGCGCUCCGGAGGCCGAUGGCGACGGGCCAGGUGUCCUGGAGCAGUACAUCUACACCGUGUCGUACCAGCUAUACACCAUGGUUGGACUUCUGAUCUGUUUGCUGGUCGGCAUCAUCGGCAGCAUAUUUACCGGAUGCAGCCGACAUCAUCAUUUCAAGAAAUCGCUGGUAAAUCCAACGGCCUUCAGACUUCUGAACCGGUUCAACCGUCAUCAGGACUCGUUCGAUCUGAAGAGCGGCGUCCAGAACACAGGCUACACCAACGAUGAGAAGGAGGCUGAGAGUAACCAUCACCUGGCGACGUACAGAGGCGGACUGGAGCACAAGGAGGGACACUAAAGGACGCCGCUCGCUGUGUACACAAAUACCCAAUGUUAUACUUUAUUGUCAUGGCAUUGCUGAAUUACUCGUUUGAGCAGUUAUCAUAGUACGAUUGACGCUUUUACUUUUUGACAUAUUUGGGGAGUACGUAUAAAUGGAUCCGACAUUUUAUGUACGCACAAAUGUGGUAGUGAAAAGUGAUGUUCCAUGUUGUGUUUAUACUACGUACUUUUGUGGACGUUUUUAUAAUGAAUAGGUAAGAGGCAAAUAAUGAUGCAUUUGUUAGGUAUCAUAGUAAAUAAGAACUAGCUAUUGAACGUGUGUAUGAGAUAAUAGUUAUAAGAUUAGCUGUCAUCGUUAUCUUUUAUUGCGAAAGCCUAUAGGUGCAUGCAAAUGUCAGAUUGGGUGACAAAUAGUUAUUCAACCAAGUCUCUAUUGUUCUCACGUUAAGCAGCCCGGGAAAGUGCCGGUCAAAUGCGUUCAGAGAAUGGUUCUAUAAACUGGGAAGGAGAUGGCAUAAAAGAA
Molecule: messenger RNA, 2892 nt
Organism: Amphibalanus amphitrite
Lineage: Eukaryota; Metazoa; Arthropoda; Thecostraca; Balanomorpha; Balanidae
Product: sodium-dependent multivitamin transporter-like
Exons: 12
Coding region: 553-2385 (610 amino acids)
Biological process (GO): sodium ion transport; transmembrane transport
Cellular component (GO): membrane
Molecular function (GO): symporter activity
Source: RefSeq, a predicted model, not a curated record